GAGCAAGUGUUUGAUGAUUUUUUUAUACAUUCAGGCUUAUCAGCCCAUUUUGGAUGCUCCAAACAGCCUCUUAAUCGGGGUUGAAUUGCUCAAUAGUCAAUACAUAGUAUGGACUUUGCCAUUCCUGUCUAAUACAGCUAUGAGCGAUCAAAGAGCACACAAAGUUAGGAAGGAAUCUGACAGUGGAGAUUUACUGCGCAACAGAGGAUAUCGGCUUCAUCAACACUCGCCAGAAUCAGCACCGACCUUUUUUACUGCGCAACAGAGGAUAUCGGCUUCAUCAACACUCGCCAUGCUUGCCCUCUAAAUCUUCAUCUUCUCUUUUACUUCUCUAUUGCAAACGCCGCCAAAAUUGAAAGCAAAAUAAUACCUGCGAAAAUUAUUUCGCUCCAAAAUCGAAAGCAGAAUACUACCUCUUGGGCCAGCGAUGUAAGUCAGCGACUGUGUCCCCGGACGGCGCGAGUCCUUCAGGUUAGCACCAGCAGCCUCUCUCGGAUAGGACACUUCAAUCAGCGGCGAAUCCCCACUCUGCUUAACAAUCAAAUCGAGUCCCUCUUCUCGCCAUGUUUGCGACAGGGACGAAUCCGUGAAGGUCCCAAA
Messenger RNA from Cuscuta europaea, 600 nucleotides. NCBI's taxonomy places the organism in Eukaryota, Viridiplantae, Streptophyta, Magnoliopsida, Solanales, Convolvulaceae. The record is from the annotation of a GenBank genome assembly.